CAGGGUCGUCAUGUCAAAACAGGUCAGCUUGCUGCCAUCAAAGUCAUGGACGUCACAGGAGAUGAGGAGGAGGAGAUUAAAGCGGAGAUCAAUAUGUUAAAGAAGUACAGCCACCACAGGAACAUCGCCACCUACUAUGGAGCGUUCGUCAAGAAAAACCCUCCAGGGAUGGAUGACCAGCUUUGGCUUGUGAUGGAGUUCUGUGGCGCUGGUUCAAUCACGGAUUUGAUCAAAAACACCAAAGGGAACUCUUUGAAGGAAGAGUGGAUUGCCUACGUCUGCAGAGAGAUCCUCAGGGGUCUGACCCACCUCCACCAGCACAAGGUCAUCCACAGAGAUAUCAAAGGACAGAAUGUGCUACUGACAGAAAACGCAGAGGUUAAACUAGUGGACUUUGGUGUAAGUGCUCAGCUGGAUCGCACGGUGGGUCGGAGGAACACAUUUAUUGGAACGCCAUACUGGAUGGCGCCUGAGGUCAUUGCCUGUGACGAGAACCCUGAGGCCACCUAUGACUUCAAGAGUGAUCUGUGGUCUCUCGGUAUCACAGCUAUAGAGAUGGCGGAGGGUGCACCGCCUCUGUGCGACAUGCAUCCAAUGAGAGCGCUCUUCCUCAUCCCCCGAAAUCCUGCCCCCAGACUCAAGUCUAAGAAGUG
Molecule: messenger RNA, 653 nt
Organism: Notothenia coriiceps (black rockcod)
Lineage: Eukaryota; Metazoa; Chordata; Actinopteri; Perciformes; Nototheniidae
Product: traf2 and NCK-interacting protein kinase-like
Exons: 7
Biological process (GO): protein phosphorylation
Cellular component (GO): cytosol
Molecular function (GO): protein kinase activity; ATP binding
Source: RefSeq, a predicted model, not a curated record